Messenger RNA from Coregonus sp. 'balchen', 6011 nucleotides. Lineage: Eukaryota; Metazoa; Chordata; Actinopteri; Salmoniformes; Salmonidae. The record is from the annotation of a GenBank genome assembly.
AUGGAGGAAGUUUUCUUACUGAAAGAGUCAGUUUUGUAUUUUCUGGACAGAAGUGGAGCUCUUCUUAAACUUGCCGAAGACUGCAAACCAUUCAACGGUAAGUUUUAGGGGCAGUGGUAGGCUAGCUAGAGAGCGCUUUCGAUCAGUGUUAGCUAGCUAAUGGGAUUGUGUGUGACUCCUGAGGACGGGGUAACCUAGGCAACCCUGAACCCACUCGGGGAUGUGGUGACGUGAAACGCAGUCCUUCAUAGAUGACAGCAAGCUGUUAAAUAACUGAUGAUUAUAUGUUAAUUGAUUGAUUUAGCUAUUAUAAAGUCAACUCUAAUGUCACCCAAGUUCCUAUUUCCUUCAGAUAUCCAGCGAAAUGAGGCUGUGUAUCGGUUCUGUAUCAGUGUUAACCCUUCAGACAUAAUAGAACUGGAUCCUAGAUUGGGUGACUGUGUGCUCCAUGACCCCCUCAAAGCUACAUCACUAUUUCAAUCUGUAAGUCCAAAACAUCUCCCAUUACAUUACCCCUUAUUCAAACCUUGAAUUUGGAACAUACCAGUAUUUAUGUUUUUUUUGUCACUCCUCUUUCAGGUUUGUUUUCUGUCAAUAAAGACACUCUCCCUCAUUGAGAAAAUACACACAGAAAGUCAGGUGAAUGUGAUCCUGAAGUUUACACACCUGCCUCCGUUCCCUGAGUACACCAUGGAUCUCUGUGAGUUUCCCUGUGGUUAUGGCCCCAUGAGGCCCGUUGCCAUGGAGGGCCUGGUCAUCGCGAUGACGAGGGUCACGAAGUACACACAGGGAGCCAGGUUUCUCUGUUCUGAGUCAGACUGCCCCUGCUCAACAGGUAGGCCUGAUUACAAGUAACCUGGGUGCCACGCUAUUUCUGUUUUCAUAACAUUACGGUAAUGCCAUUUACAAAACAAUAAAAAAUUCUGUAAUAUGAUGUUAUCCUCAGGGUUCCAUCACAUCAGAGUGCACGCACCCGGAGCCACUGAGUCAGCCACAGUGAGGAGUGACUUCAGCUGCCUGCUCUGCUCCUCUCACCUCAAAGAGGAUAUCAAGUUCCGGGUGCUGGGGGGUGAGAAUGUCCCUAAAUGAUACUUGAAGAAGUAGCCUCACGUGUCAUGCUUACAUGUAGCUCGUCACUUCUUACUAGCACUGACUUUGCUGAUAGCUACUUUAUUGAGGAAACAUUUACUUGAAUGUGAUUGUCUCACCUUAAGAUGGAUGCACUAACUGUAAGUCGCUCUGGAUAAGAGUUUCUGCUAAAUGACUGACCUUUGUAAUGUAAAUGUUAAUGUAAGCAUAAUAUGGUUUUGAAACAGACAAGCAGCUUGUAGAGCUGAUCCAUGUCAAAGCACUGGAUGUCCUGAAAGUCCAUCCUCCCAGCGCCCUCAGGUACCAGUCUGUUACCCUGUUUCUCAGAGGUAAGCUCACAUAAUAAUGAUAAUUUUGCCCAAACGUUUUGUAAUGUUCACAUAAUGCAUGUCAUGAUUUCGUUUUUAAUAGAUGUGACUUCGAUAUCUCCUUAGAAAAGUAAUUGUUAGAAGUUUGUUAUGAAUUUUCUAUUCCUUUUCGAUGACAAAUGUAAUUUUGGAGCCAAAAUCCUGUGGGGGAGAGUUCAAGUAAACAGAGGUUUGAGUAGCCAGCCACGCAGUAGUGCCCCUGGGUGAGAUAUUAGGUGUUCCUGUGCCCUCCAAUAACAUUGUCCAGCCAUUACCCCUGAGAGAGCAGUGAUUCUCAGUGCCAGUAUUAGCAUAUUCUGUUGACCUAGUCUUCUGGAGGAAUUCAACACAGCGGGCUCACGUUACUAAACAUAUAUGUUAAUAAGUGUAAGGAACACUCAUUAGUUGAAUCGCACAACGCACACACAGUGAGAUCUUUGUUCCAAGGGCCUGGUUCCUGUGUUGCGCUUGGCAGGGGUGUGUAGGUGCCUUGCAUGUUCCUCAAAUAAUUAGGAGACUGCAGGACAGAACUGGACAACCCCUCUGAGUGUUAUGGUUUUGUUUCCCUCACAACGUUGUAGAUGAGCUGUGUAACUCCAUGAGGAUUGGACGUCUGUACAGGGUGCUGGGCAUACCGGCCCAUGUCCACCAGUGGCCCAACGUCACCUGGAGUGUGGAGGCCAAUAGCGUUAAACCGUGGGAGCCUGAAUGUAAGGACCUAUAUGCAUGCUUACAAUGGUAUAGAUCAGCUUACAUUAAAUCCUGUUCAUAAUCUAUAGGUCUGGUUUUCAGCUUCUCUGAGAAAGCCAUUCAAAGGGAACAUGCAUGUGCGUGGAUGUGUGUCCUUGUGUGUGAGGACUGUGACCUCUGACUUGCUUAUAACAGAACACAGUAUGUGCAAUAAUAACACCUCACACUCCAGUAGAUUCACUCCACCCCUCUUCUUUUCCUCCAACCACACCCCCAGACACUGGCACCAUCAGCUCUAACUUCCAGGCCCUGUUGACGGCCACAGCCUGUUCCCCCUGGAGGUUCUCUGCCAUCGUGGCUAACUCGUUUGGCUCCGCAGUGGUUCCCCCGGGCCUGUACAGCACUCUGAAGCUGGGCCUGCUGCUCAGCCUGGUCCAGGGCCGGGGGGACAACCCAGACUCUCUGCACUGCCUGGACCUGCUAGCCCUGACUACUGACACACUCAUACUGGACAGGUCCUACAUUAUAGUCCUACAUUAUAAUCCUUCAGUCAGACAGUCAAUGAAUCAAUCUUUGAAUCAGUCAAUCAAUCAACCAAGUUCUUAGGAAGCACAAUACACUGACCAAAUUACCAAAACAAUAACAUCACUGCAAUAAAAUUGUACUAUGCCCAUAUUCAAGUCAACAGCAUAAAUGGAUAGUUGAGAGAGCCAGCCUCCGUUACCCCCUGUCUUAGGCUGAUGACGUACAGCCUGGGACUGGCUGGCCGUGGGGUGAGACACCCUGCGACAGGGGAGAUGUUUGCCUCUCUUUCCCGUGAUGAUCACGGAGCGGGCACGGCUAAUAUCCACGCUGGCUCCGCCCUGCUGGCCACCGGAGGCGUCUGCAUGCUCGGGGACCUGGGCCACCACAGGAAGGACAAGAUGGACGCCCUUCAGUCAGGUACAGAGCCCUGCUUACCUUGUAGCCUAGGGCCAGCCUAGGGCUGUAGCUAAUGUGUUGUCUUGUCAAAGCUAUGAAACAAUGAAGAAACAUUAUGGCACCUCCUAUGAUACACAAAGUAUAGAGUAGGUUAUUUGAGUGUAUAAACCAAGGGAUUGGUUUCACACUGGGCCUUUGCCUUCUAUCCACCCCCAACAGUUAGUUCACCUUUGACCGCUCUCCCUCCCCACCCAGUUCUGGAAAGUCGGACAGUGUCUGUGAUCAUCCCAGGGAAGAAGUAUGGAGAGGAUGCUGACCAGCAGAUCUCCUUCCCUGUCCAGUGCAGCUUCUGGGCCCUGGCAGACUCCACAGCCCCCUCAAAGAAGACCACCAGGAAUGACAGUAUAGUGCUAGGAACAGUGGUGGGCUUUCACUGUGUUGUUUAAUUUACAUUACGAUUCAAAUUUAUUGGACUACUGCACUUGAUAAAUGUGAGUGCCUCUGAUGUGUCCCCAUUGGGUUGUUGUCUGAUAUGGUGAUUCUGCAACAAAUCUAUUCCAUGUGAGCAGUUUGAAGCCUUUUCUCCUACCACACAAUGCCAAUAGCACUCAGCACUGGCAGAGAUAAUGUGUUCCAGAAAUGUCAAAUCUCUCAGAGCCAGCCGGAAGGGGAGACAAUUUAUUAUCUUCAGAAUAAGUAGUUAAUUGCUUCCACUCAGGGAACAGGCUGCCGCCCAAACAAACCCAGCCCUUGAGAAUAGACAACGCCUUCAGGUUCCCCUCCACUUUGGCCUCAGUGCCAAUUCAGGAUGCACAAGAAACUGUAGUACUAAUGUAGUACUUUAGUGGUAAAUAUAGUACUGGUAAAUAUUGUACUGUUAAAUAUAGUACUGGUAAAUAUAUUAAUGGUAAAUAUAGUACUGAUAAAUACAGUACUUCCAUGUUAAGGUAGUAGGUCAAAUUAUUUUUACAAAAUUAGCUACCAGCCACAUAAAAAUAUGUUAUCCAUUGUGUGUGUAGGACAUGGGCCCGGUCCCUGCCCAGCUUGCUGAGGCCUUUGGUCUGGUGAUCCUUUGUCGGGAGGCAGGGGGAGAGCAGGCCCUGCUAGCCCAGACGGUACACACCCUCAGGCAGGCAGUGCAGCCCGGAGAGCCCCUCUACCCAUCCUGCAUACAGUUUACCACACAGGACUACCAGGAGGUAAACCACACAAUACUGUACACACCAUGUAAGGCUGAUUUUCACCUUUUCAUGUAAUAUAUGGCACACAUAAAAUACAUCUGCAAACUCUUAGUGCUUUUUGACAGACUACAUUUUGACUUAACAUUGUGCUCUUUUCCUUCACCCAGUUCCUGGCCCACGCCCAAGGGAUCCAGACAGAGCUGAGCCCUGGGGCAGAGAUGAUGAUCCAUGGCUAUUACAUGGCCAGCAGAAGGGUCCGCUCAGACUCGGGCCAUGGUGCAAAGGUGUCAGUGGCCUCCAUCAAGCUACUGUAAGGGCAUACCACUGAUCGCAUGCUGAGGGUUAUUCAUUUAAAUCUUACCAUGUUUCAUAUUUAUGCACAAAUCACCCUUUUACUUAUUGUAGUGUUUAACUUGGGCAUUUGUCAAAUCCCUGAUGUUAACAAUGCAUAAAAUAAAAAAGGCCCUUCAAAUUCUCAGGGCACCUGCAGCAUCUUGUGCUUUAGCAGUGUUCUCUGUAAUGUCAUAUUUCUCCACAAGGUGGAGCUCAAUCAUUCAUUUACAGAACCUAUUAAUGGGUGCCUGUCUCAAAAUACUAUUUUUCAUCUAGUUUGGAAAAUCUUUUCAGUGGUGUCAGAUUGUGUGAAAGUGCACAGUAAAAAUAAACCCAAUUUCAUCAGGAGCACAAUAUAUAAAAAAUAUUUUAAAAAGGCUAAUCAUUCAGAACUAACAGAGGCAGGUUUUUCCAGAUCUGAAAGCCUGUUCCCACACGAUGUGUAUUUCUUUGCAUAGUAUCAUUCUUAAUGUUUAUUUUGUGGUUAUUGUGCAUUGCCAGUUAAUGUACCAUUUAUCACAGUAAAUUCUGCUCAGCUCUUUUUGUUAGCUUUGGGCAACAGAAUCAAUAACAAUAUUUGUUUACUUCUACAAAAUGUCCCUAUGGAGACAGUAUAAUUGUUUUUAUUGGCGUGUUUCUUCAAGGAUCUCCCUGGCUGAAGCCCACAGUAAGCUGUGUCUGAGGAGCACAGUGCUGGAGGAGGAUGCAGUGAUCGCUGUGUUGCUGUGUGAAAACGCCAUCACUCUCAGACACGGUAGGACACUCACAGGACCGGAGGCUACGUCAGCAGCCAAACUCAUAGAUCUCAUUUGCUGCCAUGUUGAAAUCACCACUACCUUCACACAGCCUGGAUAACUGACAGUACAAGAACAAACCCCUCCAGACUCUGCACCAUUUCUAGUUAUACUGUCGCAGUCCAACCUUGUAUCCAGAGGGUUUGUCUGGGGACUACAGUGCCAAACCCCUAGGUCCAAAUACAAAACAAAAGUGCACUAGGUCUUUAUUACUCCUGUAUAAGCAGAGAAAAAUACGUCAGCAGAGCGGGGUAAAUCUUCCUGCAGCCAUGCCUUGCUCUAAUUACAUCUGUCACAGUGAGAGUAGAGACUGGAGAAUCCAACCUUGUCAGGGGAUGGUCUCUACAGGGGUCAUCUCUAGUAAUAGCUAUAGGCAAGAGUGUAUCCUGGCUAUGAUUGUCUUUGCUCUAGUAAUAGCAGUCAGUGUGGACUGUAGUCUACAUUUACCCUGAUAGUUGGUCUGGGGACUGCUCCCUCUACGAACAGGAGCCUCAGCGCUCAUUAUCCCACCCGACGCAGCGUUUCCCUGUGACCUGUGUGACCUGGAAGCUCUCCACAGGCGAGACCUGAUCCUGGAGCAGCUUCACCAGAGCAUCAUGCACUUUGUCUACGCCUACGCACCCGGGGCCACCAGCUACAUCACUGAGGAGGAAUAG